CAAACGCUCUUGAAAGUCCGAAUUAAAUUCCGGUAUGUAGACACGUGUAUUAGGCUAAAGCCAAGGAGACGAUUUCUACAAAAUGCCAAUAAAUUUGCGGGUGAUACCGGAAUGGACCGAUUUUGCGCCACGACUGGUGAAAGCGAUACAGCAGCGGGAGCAGCAGAGCGAUGGGUUCAACCAGACUGAUAAAGAAGAGACAUUACUCACAAAUGUCCAUCCAAAUAUCCAGUUCCACUAUUCAUGUGCUCCACUGCACCAUUUCCACUGCAUUACAUCAUACAGUGGAUGCGGUGCCAACGUGGUGCUGGGCUUCAAGUGGGGUCAAACCGAACUUGAUCAUCAGAUUGUGACAUGGGUCAACGAUGGCCAAGGCAACCUUCGUCUCCACUCCACCGUUCCCGUCUACGGCAGGUACAAGAUCGAGCUCAUGCUCUUCAUCCCCAGCCGGGGCAUGCUGGUGGGCUACUGCAACGACAUGUGGUUGCGCAUCCUGACCGACAAAACCCAGGAGAUGGUGGUGUUGUUCCAGUCCAAGUGUCCGUUCUUGGUGGCCAGCAUGCACUACUGUCCCGAGACCAGCAUUCUCCUCACAGGCAGCAUGGGCCUUAUCGCCUUAUGGGACUUGAACCCGUUCACACAGAGCCCCCUGAGCCUGCUGAGAACCCUGGACUGGACAAACUCGUCUCUCCGACGGGAUGCUGUCAUCACCGCCUUCGUGCCCCAAUGCCAGACCAACUCCUUCUACGCUCUCUGCCAUCGCCAAGUCAAGAGCUUUGAGAACACCGGUGUGAAGGAGCAGUUUGAGUUUCGGGGUCAGAGUGUCGCCACACUGCGUUGCGCCGUUACAGAGUGGCGGCAGAGGUACUUGUACACGGGUGAUGCGGAGGGCUACAUGCAGGUGUGGAGCUACGACACGCGCCGCCUCUUCCUGCAGUUCCGCGCCCACGCCGACGCCGUGACCUCCCUGGUGCUGCUGUCCGAGUCGGGGACCGUCCUCUCCUCCUCCACCGGCUGCUGGAUCAAGCAGUGGACGCGCUCCGGCGACCUUCUCCUCAAGCUGCACACGGACAUGACGGGAGGCGUGAGGAGCAUGUGGAAGCUGGGCAAGAACGUGGUCCUGUGCCAGUCGUCCAACUCCCUGGACGUGUGGCAUCUGAACAGCGUCUACAGGUCCUUCAACGACACGGCCUGCAGUGUGCGGGUGCUCCAGCGGCUGGACUGCGGAGUAGGGGGGAAGGCUCGCGUCCUGGCGGUUACCCAGGAGGGCAUCAUGCGGUUCUUCUCCCCGGUCUCCGGAGAGCUGCUGUUCCUGUCCUGGCCCUUCCUGCACAUCGACAAGGCUCUCGGUUUCGCCUACGACCCCGUUCGAGAGGAACUUUUCAUUUGCGAUGGAAGCGUGGACGUGCUUGUGCUCAACACCACCCUGAACCCUUGUCCUGUGAAGCACAUCAUAAACACGGUCAAGGACGGCUAUGACGGAGUGAUGUGUUUGGCAUCGGUGCUGCUCCGGAGGUUACAAGAUCAGGCUGGCUGUGGAAGCCCACUCUGUCUGGUCUUCAGCGGACACUGCAAUGGGAAACUGCAGCUCCUUGCACCGCUCGGCCUGACCUGUAGGCCUAAGCAAGCACACAUUGGAGCCAUUUGCCAGAUGACCAGCAGCGAUGCUGGCGAGACUCCUCUGAUUUGUUGUUUUGGCACAGACAAUGAGUUUACCCUUUGGUCAGUUAGCUUUGGUGAGCACCAUGUCAAUCUGAUUCCUCAUUAUCGGAUUACCUGCAAUUUUACCCCUGUCCAUUGCAAGGUACUGAAGGGAUUCAUUUGCGCCAUAUCGCCAGAGCAAAACUUGGUGCUUUAUUCUCUGAACGGGGAGAAGAAACCCACUGUGGUUGAGAGGAAAAAGUCUGAGAGGAUAUCGUGUCUCGACUACUGCCCUCAGCUAGACACCAUUGCCGUGUCAGGCGAUAGCGGGAAGGUGGAGAUCUGGAAUCCCCGCGGAGAUCUGGUGGCCGAGAUUCAGCUAGGCGUGCCGGUGACACAGGUGUGCUUCGGCAACACCCGUGGCGACAUCCUGGCUUCGUUCUCCGACAGCAUUAACAUCAUGUCCGUCACACACAUUCUGCCUCCCAGCUAUCUCAGGUCUGUGCUACGGCAGGCCCCGGCAGAUGAGAUCAUCGAAGUCCCCAUUCCUUUCGUUCCAAAGUCACCGUCACAUUAUGACAUCAGCCUGGUGGCAAAGAUGUAUUUGAAGCAUGAUGAGAAGGAGAGCCUCAAAGCUCUCCAACAGCAGUCUCAGAAGAUGAGCCAGGUGAACUGGAUGGAUUGGAAGUUUCAGGGGAAGCACUCACACGAGCAGAAACACUACAAGACACCUUCCUUUCUUUCUUCAGACCCAUAG
Messenger RNA from Engraulis encrasicolus (European anchovy), 2398 nucleotides. RefSeq names its product WD repeat-containing protein 87-like. The record is from RefSeq and is a predicted model, not a curated record. The transcript has 5 exons. Gene Ontology annotation, molecular function: protein binding. NCBI's taxonomy places the organism in Eukaryota, Metazoa, Chordata, Actinopteri, Clupeiformes, Engraulidae. Bases 83 to 2398 code for a protein of 771 amino acids.